AUGAGCAUCGUGGCGGAAUCGCGGACGCUGCUGAUCGGCGACCUCAUCCAGGGCGGCGUUCGGAUCUUGGCCACGAGAUUGUCGAUUGUUGAGAUGGCGCGCUUGGAUCUGGCCAAACGUGCCACCACUGGAUGGCUGAUUGUCUACUGGAGCCACAUCUACGUGCCGCCGUCGCGCGAUUACGGAUGCCCCAAUCUGGCCACCUUCCUCAAGUGGGUCUAUUGGACGCAGACCAACACGCUUGACGUCACCGCACAGCUCUCUGACAGCGAAGGCGUCAUGCCCGCCAGCCAGGUCUCGCACGAUCUCGCCACCAGUCUCGCGCUUUCGUUUCAUCGCGUCACGUGCGGCGGACCGACCAAGACGGCCUUUGCGCGAUCCGAGUGCAUGGAUGACGUGGGCACCAUGUGUUCCAACCAUGGCACGUGCGUCGUGCCUUCAGCGCGCUACACCAUUGGGAACGCAACGUGCAACUGCCAGUCGGGAUGGGAGGGCGUCCAGUGCGCGUUGGCGGUCAAGCCCACCAGCGCCGCCGCGAGCACCAACAGCGAUUCAGAGCUGCGUCUCAGGCUCAGGCUCAGCAUCGGCAUCGGCGUUGGCAUCGUCUUGCUCCUACUCUUCAUGUUAGUCUGUGUUCUGGCUGCACUCAGCAUGGGCAUCGUGCAGCGCAAGCGUGAGCGACCCACAUGGGACCCAUUGAUAUCCAACAUCAAGUUUGGCGAUCUGAUCAGCACUGGCAGCAAUGGCUACAUCCACAAGGCCAAGUGGCGCAGCACCAAAGUCACCAUCAAGACAUUCACCGCCCACUGCACCCAUUUCUCCCACAACAAGCUGCAGAAACUGCGUGGAGAGGUUGACAUCAUGAACUCCAUGCGCCAUCCAAAUGUGAUUGUGUUCUACGCCACGUGCACCAAGCCUCCAGAUCUGUGCAUCAUCAUGGAGCACAUGGAGCUGGGCUUGCUCUUUGAUCUCCUUGAGAAUGAGCUCAUGGAGUACCUGCUGCUGGCGCUUUGUGUCAAGCUUGCGCUUGGGAUCACCAAGGGCAUGCACUACAUCCACUCGCAGGGCAUCGUCCACCGCGAUCUCAAGUCGCCCAAAGUGCUCAUUGACUCCAAGUGGAAUGCCAAGGUUGCUGACUUUGGUCUCAGCACGGCGUGA
Messenger RNA from Acanthamoeba castellanii str. Neff, 1158 nucleotides. Its product is annotated as EGFlike domain containing serine/threonine protein kinase. The coding region runs from base 1 to 1158 and encodes 385 amino acids. NCBI's taxonomy places the organism in Eukaryota, Discosea, Longamoebia, Acanthamoebidae. Gene Ontology annotation, biological process: protein phosphorylation. The transcript has a single exon. Gene Ontology annotation, molecular function: ATP binding; protein kinase activity. The record is from RefSeq and is a predicted model, not a curated record.